This is a messenger RNA of Diceros bicornis minor, 2121 nucleotides long. RefSeq names its product TATA-box binding protein associated factor, RNA polymerase I subunit B (gene TAF1B). Gene Ontology annotation, biological process: RNA polymerase I preinitiation complex assembly; nucleolar large rRNA transcription by RNA polymerase I. Gene Ontology annotation, molecular function: RNA polymerase I core promoter sequence-specific DNA binding. The transcript has 15 exons. Gene Ontology annotation, cellular component: RNA polymerase I core factor complex; RNA polymerase transcription factor SL1 complex. NCBI's taxonomy places the organism in Eukaryota, Metazoa, Chordata, Mammalia, Perissodactyla, Rhinocerotidae. The coding region runs from base 66 to 1838 and encodes 590 amino acids. The record is from RefSeq and is a predicted model, not a curated record.
GCUCCUCCCGGCGCUCCCGGAAGCUGGGCUCGUGCCGGGUAACGGGCCCGGGCGGCGGCGCCGUUAUGGACCUGGAGGAGGCGAAAGAGUUCAAAGAGCGCUGCGCUCAGUGUGCUGCUGUCUCCUGGGGUCUUACUGAUGAAGGCAAAUACUAUUGCACUUCUUGCCACAAUGUUACAGAAAGAUCUAAGGAAGUUAUAGACACUGGGGCUAUUCCUAAUACUAAAAUACAAGCCAUCAACCGGGGACUUAAAAGAAAAAGAAAACUUGAGAAAGGCUGGGAUUGGUAUGUCUGCGAAGGUUUUCAGCACAUACUGUAUCAACAAGCAGAAGCCUUAAAGACCCUUGGAGUAGGCCCAGAGUUGAAGAAUGAAGUUUUACAUAAUUUUUGGAAGCGCUACCUUCAGAAGAGCAAGCAGGCAUAUUGUAAAAACCCAGUUUAUACCAGUAAAAGGAAAGCUACGGUAUUAGAAGAUAAUCCAAGUCAUUCAGACUGGGACAGUGAGCCUGAGCUGCUCAGUGACUUGAGCUGUCCUUCUUUUGUUGAAAGUGGAGCCGAGUCUCAGCCUGAUGUGCACACUCAAAAACCUUUCCCCAUCAUCAAAGCAUCUCAAUCAGAAACGGCAUCCAUCUGUUCUGGAUCUCUUGAUGGAGUCGAGUAUUCACUACGAAAGGAGAAAGGAAUUGUAAAGAUGACUGUACCAAGAACACUUGCUUUCUGCUAUCUGUCAUUACUUUGGCAGAGAGAGACAAUUACUCUUUCAGAUCUUUUGAGAUUUGUUGAAGAGGACCAUAUUCCUUACAUAAAUGCUUUUCAGUAUUUUCCAGAAGAGAUGAAAUUAUAUGGGCGUGACAAAGGAAUCUUUGCUAUAGAGUCUUGGCCUAACUAUGAGGAUAUUUAUAAAAAAAUGAUUGAAGUUGCCACAUUUUUAGAUUUGCCACGUUUUCCAGACAUAACUGAAGACUGCUAUCUUCAUCCAAAUAUUUUGUGUAUGAAAUAUUUGAUGGAAGUCAAUCUCCCUGACGAAAUGCAUAAUUUAACCUGCCAAGUGGUAAAAAUGGCUGGAAUAGGAGAAGUGGAUUUUCUGACAUUUGAUCCUAUAGCUAAAAUGGCAAAAACUGUUAAAUAUGAUGUACAAGCUGUAGCUGUCAUUGUAGUAGUACUGAAACUGCUCUUUUUAUUGGAUGACAAUUUAGAAUGGUCUUUGUCUAAUAUUGCUGAGAAAUAUAAUGAAAAGAACAAAGAAGAUAAGCCAUGGUUUGAUUUCAGAAAAUGGUACCAAGUUAUGAAGAAAUCUGUUGAUGAGAAAAAACAAAAAUGGGAGGAAGCCAGGGCAAAGUACCUGUGGAAAAGCGAAAAGCCACUCUACCACUCAUCUAUCGACAGAUCAGUGGUAUAUAAAAGAAGAGAAAUGGUGGUGAAUCUACAAAAACAAUUUAGCACACUGGUUGAUUCAACACCAACUGUUGCAAAAAAAACUGCUUCAAGUUUUCAGUUCAACUGGACUGAAGAAGACACUGAUAGAACUUGCUUCCAUGGACAUAGCCUCCAGGGAAUCCUGAAGAAGAAAGGCCAGUCACUGACUACCAAGAAUUCACUCUACUGGCUUAGUACACAGAAAUUCUGUAAAAGCUAUUGUAAACAUGUGACAACUUAUGAAGAAUCAAAUUUUUCUCUGAGUUAUCAGUUUAUACUAAAUCUCUUCUCCUUUCUGCUGAGAAUAAAGACCUCCUUUCUCCAUGAAGAAGUGAGCUUAAUUGAAAAGAGACUUUUUAAAGCAAAAUACAGUAAAACAAAAAAGAAAUCUUCAAGAUCCAGGAAAGUAAGAAAAUAUUGAGAGAAAUGAAGUAGAAACUUUCUUGGAAAAUAUUUUAAUAGUGACAGUAGUGUCAAAUUAUAACAUUCCAGAGAGUUGUGGAAAAUAAAAUUUUAUUGCAUAUACAUACAUAUAUACAUGCAUAGACACACACAUAUAUAUAUAUACACAUAUAUAUGCGUCAAAUGUGCUUAUGAAAAUGUAUAUUAGAAAACAAGUGAACUUUGAAUUUAUUUUUUAAACUAUGAAUAUUCUUUGAGAAAAUUAAAACAAUAAGUUUUAUAAAUGGUAUCCAGAAAUUUGU